This is a messenger RNA of Trichechus manatus latirostris (Florida manatee), 3456 nucleotides long. It is a transcript of the gene INTS8, whose product is annotated as integrator complex subunit 8. The coding region runs from base 177 to 3164 and encodes 995 amino acids. Gene Ontology annotation, molecular function: protein binding. NCBI's taxonomy places the organism in Eukaryota, Metazoa, Chordata, Mammalia, Sirenia, Trichechidae. The transcript is spliced from 27 exons. The record is from RefSeq and is a predicted model, not a curated record. Gene Ontology annotation, biological process: snRNA 3'-end processing. Gene Ontology annotation, cellular component: integrator complex.
UGGGCUGUGCCGCCAUUUUGGAUUGUGUGGCUGAUUGGGACGUUUCGAGUGCUUCCACUCAGGUGCUUAUAGCGGCUUCGCUCCGGGCCGUUCCGCAGAUCACAGGCCGCGGCCCGCGUCCGAGUGUCAGGUUGGAGCCGGGAAGCGUGUCUGGGGGUAGCGGCGGGGGGGCCAGGAUGAGCGCGGAGGCGGCAGACCGGGAGGCGGCUACCUCCAGCCGGCCCUGCACCCCACCGCAGACCUGCUGGUUCGAGUUCCUGCUGGAGGAGUCGCUGUUGGAGAAACAUCUGCUCAAGCCCUGCCCGGAUCCUGCACCAGUUCAGCUUAUUGUUCAGUUUUUGGAACAGGCUUCGAAACCUUCAGUUAAUGAGCAAAAUCAGGUUCAGCCUCCACCUGAUAACAAGAGAAAUCGUAUUUUAAAGCUGCUUGCUCUUAAAGUUGCUGCACAUUUGAAGUGGGACUUAGAUAUAUUAGAGAAAAGUUUAUCUGUUCCAGUAUUGAAUAUGCUGCUCAAUGAACUCCUCUGCAUCAGUAAAGUUCCUCCUGGGACAAAGCAUGUAGACAUGGAUAUAGCCACUUUACCUCCAACCACUGCCAUGGCUAUCCUUCUCUACAAUAGAUGGGCGAUUAGGACAAUUGUUCAAAGUAGUUUUCCCGUCAAACAGGCGAAACCUGGACCCCCUCAGUUAAGUGUUAUGAAUCAGAUGCAACAGGAGAAAGAGUUAACAGAAAAUAUUUUGAAAGUGCUCAAAGAACAAGCUGCUGAUUCUAUUUUGGUGCUAGAGGCUGCCCUUAAAUUAAACAAGGAUCUUUAUGUCCACACCAUGAGAACUCUAGAUUUAUUGGCCAUGGAGCCAGGCAUGGUAAAUGGAGAAACUGAGAGUUCUACUGCUGGAUUGAAAAUCAAAACUGAGGAAAUGCAGUGCCAGGUGUGUUAUGAUUUGGGUGCAGUAUACUUCCAGCAAGGCUCUACAAAUUCAGCUGUCUAUGAAAAUGCCAGAGAAAAAUUUUUUAGAACCAAAGAACUAAUUGCAGAGAUAGGUUCAUUAUCUCUUCAUUGUACCAUAGAUGAGAAGCGGUUAGCUGGCUAUUGUCAAGCAUGUGAUGUUCUUGUACCUUCUUCUGACAGUACAUCUCAACAAUUGACUCCGUAUAGUCAAGUCCAUAUUUGUUUGAGAUCUGGCAACUAUCAGGAAGUAAUAAAGAUUUUCACCGAAGAUAACUUAACGUUUAGUUUACCUGUCCAGUUCCGACAGUCAGUACUAAGAGAACUGUUUCAGAAGGCUCAACAAGGAAAUGAAGCUCUAGAGGAAAUCUGUUUCAAAGUCUGUGCCUGUAACACAGUCCGAGAUGUAUUGGAAGGUAGAACAAUUAGUGUUCAAUUUAACCAGCUAUUUCUUAGAUCUAAUAAAGAGAAAAUAGACUUUCUUCUUGAGGUAUGUUCAAGAUCAAUAAAUUUAGAAAAAACUUCAGAUUCGUUGAAAGGAAACAUGGCUGCAUUUCUAAAGAAUGUGUGUCUGGGGUUGGAAGAUCUGCAGUAUGUUUUCAUGAUUUCUUCACACGAGCUUUUCAUUACAUUGUUGAAAGAUGAAGAACGAAAGCUACUUGUUGAUCAGAUGAGGAAGAGAUCCCCUAGAGUAAAUCUGUGCAUUAAACCUGUAACUUCAUUUUAUGAUAUCCCAGCUUCAGCAAGUGUCAACAUUGGCCAGUUGGAGCACCAGCUUAUAUUGUCAGUGGAUCCCUGGAGGAUUCGACAGAUUUUAAUUGAAUUACAUGGUAUGACUUCAGAGCGCCAAUUCUGGACAGUAUCUAAUAAGUGGGAAGUACCUUCUGUUUAUAGUGGUGUUAUUCUGGGAAUUAAAGACAAUUUAACAAGAGAUUUGGUUUACAUUCUCAUGGCAAAAGGUUUGCACUGCAGUACUGUUAAGGACUUUGCCCAUGCUAAACAGCUAUUUGCUGCUUGUUUGGAGCUGGUGACAGAGUUCUCACCAAAACUUCGCCAGGUCAUGCUGAAUGAGAUGCUGCUUUUGGAUAUUCAUACACAUGAAGCUGGAACGGGACAAUCAGGAGAGAGACCUCCUUCUGACCUUAUAAGUAGGGUUCGAGGAUAUCUGGAAAUGAGACUUCCUGAUAUUCCUCUUCGUCAAGUUAUAGCUGAGGAGUGUGUUGCUUUUAUGUUAAAUUGGAGGGAAAAUGAAUACCUUACACUACAAGUUCCCGCAUUUCUGCUUCAGAGUAAUCCAUAUGUAAAGCUUGGACAGCUUUUAGCAGCUACCUGCAAAGAACUUCCAGGCCCUAAAGAAAGUAGACGGACUGCUAAAGACCUUUGGGAAGUUGUCGUUCAGAUCUGUAGUGUGUCCAGUCAGCACAAACGAGGAAAUGAUGGCAGAGUUAGUUUAAUAAAGCAGAGAGAAUCUACACUAGGUAUAAUGUAUCGGAGUGAACUGCUUUCUUUUAUUAAAAAAUUACGGGAACCAUUGGUUUUGACUAUCAUUGUAUCACUUUUUGUGAAACUUCACAAUGUUCGGGAGGAUAUUGUGAAUGAUAUUACAGCUGAACACAUUUCUAUUUGGCCAUCCUCCAUUCCCAACCUCCAGUCAGUGGACUUUGAAGCUGUGGCAAUCACAGUGAAAGAGCUGGUUCGGUAUACACUCAGUAUAAAUCCAAACAACCAUUCCUGGUUAAUUAUUCAGGCUGACAUUUAUUUUGCUACCAAUCAGUAUUCUGCAGCUCUUCACUAUUACCUCCAGGCAGGAGCUGUGUGUUCUGAUUUCUUUAAUAAGGCCGUGCCCCCCGAUGUUUAUACAGACCAGGUAAUAAAACGAAUGAUAAAAUGUUGUUCUUUGCUGAAUUGCCACACACAGGUGGCAAUUUUAUGUCAGUUCCUCAGAGAAAUUGACUACAAAACAGCCUUUAAGUCGCUGCAAGAACAAAACAGUCAUGAUGCUAUGGACUCCUACUAUGACUACAUAUGGGAUGUUACCAUUUUGGAAUACUUGACUUAUCUUCAUCAUAAAAGAGGAGAAACAGAUAAAAGACAAAUUGCAAUCAAAGCCAUUGGCCAGACAGAAUUGAAUGCAAGCAAUCCAGAAGAAGUGUUACAGCUGGCAGCACAGAGAAGAAAAAAAAAGUUUCUCCAAGCAAUGGCAAAACUUUACUUUUAAGCAGUUAGUUAAAAUUUUUAAGCAGUUAGUUAAAAUUUUUAAACUUUUAUUUUUUAAACAAUGGCCUAAAAAAAAACAGUAUUAAAAGAUUAAGUUUAUAUAAUACAUAUGUACACAUUUAGUGGUGUUUUCUUUUCAGACAAAAUACUGAAACCAAUAUUAGUUUAAAAAAAAAAAAAAACUAUACAGAAGACUUCAUACCAUAACAAUAGCUUAAAUUUAUAAUUUCUCCAAAAGAAGAAACGAUUCACAUGUCUGGUAACAGAAUAAACUAGUAUAAUUUUUUUCUAAU